Messenger RNA from Tyto alba (common barn owl), 12580 nucleotides. RefSeq names its product PHD finger protein 20 like 1 (gene PHF20L1). The transcript has 18 exons. Lineage: Eukaryota; Metazoa; Chordata; Aves; Strigiformes; Tytonidae. Gene Ontology annotation, biological process: regulation of transcription by RNA polymerase II. Gene Ontology annotation, cellular component: NSL complex. Bases 2151 to 4847 code for a protein of 898 amino acids. The record is from RefSeq and is a predicted model, not a curated record.
UGAGGAGGGUUUUGAAGGAGAGGGAGGGGACUUGGCACACAGGAAGAGGAAGCUGAGGAAAAAUCAUGGAUUUGCGAUUGGGACAGAGGAAAAAAGAAGAUGUGACAGGAGACAAUGUGAGCCAAGAUGUAGGUGGGGCAGACUGUUUAGAAUUGAAAGGUGAGGGUGAGGAAUCCAGGCUUGAUGCGGAAUCAGCCAGUCAAUAGAUUGAUGAUGUUUUAUGUAUGUGUAUGGAUGAAUGUGUGGGAGUUGGGAGUUGUGAUGUGUCAGGAGAGGAAAAACAGCUGAAUCUUUAGUACUGUAGAGAAGCAAAAUGAUGGUGUUCGUAGGCAGGUGAAGGGAGAACAAUGUGUGUGUGAAUUCUGCCAUUGGCGCAAGGGUUGGAUUUUAGAAAUCAUUCUGGUUUUGCCUUCCCACUGUUGCAGGUUUACGGUUAUGCAAAGGAAUGUUUUAAAAUACAAGUGUUUUAGCUAAUUGAUGUGUAAGGCUGUUGGGUAAUUUCUACUAAUGUAUUUCUUGAUCGUGCAAUUUCCUGUGCUUUGAUUUAGUGAAUCUAAUUAGCAUAAUGACAGUUUUCCUCAGUAGUGAUAAAGUAAUGUUUUGUCUUCUAACUACAGUGUCCCAUUACUUCUCUCCUGACAAUUUUCUCGGCUUACUUGAAAGGUGAAUUUUAGUAAGAAUAAGAAAAGAAGGAAAUACACUUUUUUUUUCCAAAGUAAUAUAUGUAAAUGAGAAACUCACUGUAGUAAGGUACUGUGGGUAGCGGGAAAUCAGGAUGGAUGGUGCAGUGUUACAAAAGCAGAGCCAAUAGAGGGACAGUGUCAGGACACAAGGGAGAAGUGUGGAAAACUUCUUAGGAGGGUUUUGCUUUUACUUCAUUGAUUUCUAAUGUGUUCAUAUUUGGGCACUUGGCUUUGUGUAUACCGAAUGCUUUGGGGUAAAGUCCUGAUAUUAAAGAUUUGCAACUGUUUUCUGUGAUAUCUGUGAUAUUUAGUGUCCUGCUAUUAUGGUUGACAGCGUAGCUGUCUUACAAUGACCCUGAGACAGAUUUCAGAAUUCAUUAUGCUUUAGGCUCCCACUUAUUUUCCCAUUUUCUGUUACGUAUUUCUAAGGAAGAAGGCACAAACAUAUCUUUUUGAAGGAGGAGUUACUGUGCUCUUCAAAAGAAAUGUAGUUACCGUAGUAUCCUAGAUGCUAAACAGUUCUCACAUGUCAGGACCUGUGUGGUUGAGCAGUUGCUCAGCAGGCAUUCAGGGUUAAAAAGCAGGAACUAAAUGUCUCACUUUAGUGUGCUUAUAUGUUUACUCUGGAGCUAAAAUAAAAAUGGACCCAUGGAGUUUCUGACCAAUUCAGAAUCACAAAAUUGUUGAUGUUGGAAGGGACCUUUUGAGAUAAUUUUGUCUACCCUCUUGCUCAAGGUUCUCUUCACUGAGUUUAAAUUUACAUGCUAAUCUAGCAAAAAAAAAAAUAACUGUCACCAUAAUUAAUGUCUCUCUGCUCUGGCUUCUGAAUGUUUAACCUUUGCUUGUUUCAUUGUUAUAUGUGUCUUGCUACCCAUUGUAAGCUCCAUGUCUUAAGGAAAGUAUCCAAACAAUGAAAUAAAAUGCAAACAAAAAACCCCUUCAUGCUGUACCAGAAAAGCUACAAUUAGAACAGGAUACUUAGUCAGCGUGGUCCUCGAAGCUCAGUAUCUUCUGAAAGCUUAUUAUUUCAGGGUGCAUAGCUUCACUGAAAAUUACAAUGCUGUUUAGAAGCUGUUUUGAUGGAGGCUGCCCUUCCUUCGCUUCCCACUUUUAUCAUAAGAUCCAAGCUUCAGCCAUGUUACUGAUCCUCUUCAUCCCUUGGCCAGGGUACAGUGUAAGACUUCUACUCUCAGGUCUGCUAACUCCUCACCAGCACAAAUAGCUCAAUCCUUUUUUUGUCCUGCUGGAUGGGCAAGGCUCUGGAUGGACUGGAGCUAAUGUGUGUGCUCGUUUUGGCUGGCCAAAAAAGAGGAUUGGAUAGCUUUGGUCAAAGCUGCUGCUGCAGCAGCAGCCAAGAACAAAGCAGGAAGUAAACCUAGAACCAGCGCAAACAGCAAUAAAGAUAAAGAGGACAGAAAAUGGCUAAAAGUUCCUUCAAAAAAGGAAGAAACGUCAACCUCUACAAUCAUGCAGGAAGUCCAAAAAAAAGAAGAGGAGCCGACAUCUAGUGACACAUUUGUAGGAUUUCCUGUAGUGGAUGUUCCAAAGAUGGCUUUUGUGCAGGCAGAGAGCACAUUAUCACACAAGAGGAAAAGUAAUCUAGGCAACUCAUUUCAGGCAAAGAGAGCUCGUCUUAACAAGAUCACUGGUUUAUUGGCAUCCAAAGCUGUUGUUGCAGAUGGUGCUGAAAAAAAGGAAGGCAGCAAAGAAACAGCUCCAGUCCUGGAGCAGGAGAUUUCACCUAAACCACAAAGUCAGAAAAAAAAUGAAGCUGAUAUUAGCUGUUCUGCCAACAUUCAGAAACCUGCACUGUUAUCAACUUUGUCUUCAGGAAAGGCUCGCAGCAAGAAAUGCAAACAAGAAUCUGGAGAUUCUUCUGGGUGUAUAAAGCCCCCUAAAUCACCACUUUCCCCAGAAUUAAUACAAGUCGAGGAUUUGACGCUGGUCUCUCAGCUUCCUUCUUCUGUGAUAAAUAAAACUAGUCCAUCACAGCCAGUGAAUUCCCCUAGAUCCUACAAACAUAGCCAACGGAGAAGAAGAUCACAGCGUUUAGCCACUUGCUCCUUGCCUGAUGAUUCUGUAGAAAAAGUUUCUUCUCCCUCUUCAGUUACUGAUGGAAAAGUGUUCUCCAUCAGUGGUCAAAACCAACAGUCAUCAAAGUUGGAGGUACCUGAUGUUGCUCAUAUGUCACUUGAGAAGCGUGGACCAUGUCUCCCUCUUGAUUUAAGCCGUAGUUCGGAAGUAACAGCACCAUUAUCCACAGAAUCCACUUUCCGUAAUGAAUAUCCCAGUAAAGACAAGGAAGAUAUUCAGAUGAUUACAUAUCUUUCUUCCAAAGCAGUAACUGAUGGAAGAGUAGCUACAACAGCGUCAGCACCCUCGUCCCAUGUACAUGCCUUACAUCUGGAAAUGCCUUUAACCAAUAGUCUAAAGUUACCCAAAGGGAAUAGUAAAAAAAAGAGGUCUUCCACAUCAGUGAGCUCUGAAGGGACAGAGAUACAGUGCUCUGUGCCCAUAAAGGAGAAAUGUUUUGAGAGUCUGAAGGAGAAAAUAUUAAAGAACGUGAUUGAGAAGGACAAGCAUUCAGAAGUUGGUGCAGUGCGAAUGGAAAGAAAAGGAAAACUGGAAGAGAAAAGUUCUUCAACAUAUGGUAAAAAGAAAGAGAAGGAAAAGGAGAAAAAAGAGAAAAAGGAGAAAGAUCAUAAAUCAAAGCAGAAAAAAAAGAAGAAAAAAAAGAAGAAAUCUAAACAGCAUGAUUAUUCAGAUUAUGAAGAUAGUUCUGUUGAAUUCUUGGACAGGUGCUCUUCUCCAUUAACACGGUCGUCGGGGAGCUCUCUAACUUUGCGCAGCAUGUUCUCAGAGAAGAAUACAUCAUACCAGUAUCCAAGAGCUAUCUUGUCUGUUGACCUUAGUGGAGAAAACCUUUCAGAUAUGGAGUUCUUGGAUGAUUCCUCUACAGAGAGUUUGUUACUUAGUGGUGAUGAAUACAACCAGGACUUUGAUUCAACUAACUUUGAAGAGUCUCAGGAUGAAGAUGAUGCUAUCAAUGAAAUUGUUAGAUGCAUUUGUGAACUGGAUGAAGAAAAUGGCUUUAUGAUUCAGUGUGAAGAGUGCUUGUGUUGGCAGCACAGUGUAUGCAUGGGACUGUUAGAAGACAGCAUUCCAGAGCAGUACAUCUGUUAUAUCUGCAGAGAUCCACCAGGAGAAAAAGGUCAUUCACAAUGUCAGUAUUUUAAAGUGUAUUGGGAUAAUGGGCAGAAAGGAGAUAGACAGGGUAUUCUCCUGAAAGGUCAGAGGUGGAGUGCCAAAUAUCUUUAUGAUAAAGACUGGCUAAACAGUGGACACAUGUGUGGAUUAUCAUUUUUGAAAGAAAACUACUCUCAUCUUAAUGCCAAAAAGAUUGUGUCAACCCAUCACCUGCUGGCAGAUGUCUAUGGUGUAACUGAAAUAUUGCACGGACUACAGCUGAAGAUUGGGAUCUUAAAAAAUAAGCAGCACCCAGACCUUCAUCUCUGGGCUUAUUCAGGGAUGCGAAAAGAACAAGAACAAAUAACUCUUGGGGUAGAGAAAAAAUUAGUGACUUUACCAGAUUCUGUUAAUCCAACCGAAAGGACAUGUCACAGUCAAAAUCAUAAAGAGCAGCCCAGUAUACCCCAGAAGACGGAGGGAACAUACAUCACAAGUGAGCACAGUUACCAAAAACCACAGAGUUUUGGACAAGACUGCAAAGCAGUCACUGACCCUAUGAGCUCAGAUGAUGAAGAUACAAGUAGUUAUGAUGAAGAUCAGGAAUUUCACACAGAGACUAAAAACUGUUUACAAUAUUCUUUUAGAGAUGAUGGCAUGAAUGAGCGGAAGAAUUCUGCUGAAGGAAACACUGUGUUUGUUUGUAAUGAAAGAAAAGGCUCAGAGGAACAAGUGGACACACAUCUUCAAUGGCAGCUAAAUCUCCUUACCCAUAUAGAGAAUGUACAGAAUGAAGUCACCAGCAGGAUGGACCUGAUUGAAAAAGAAGUUGAUGUUUUAGAAAGCUGGCUUGAUUUCACUGGAGAACUGGAACCACCAGAUCCUCUGGCAAGAUUGCCUCAGCUCAAGCGACGUAUCAAACAGCUCUUAAUUGACAUGGGGAAAGUACAGCAAAUAGCAACACUUUGUUCUGUAUGACAAAAGGAAGAAUAAAGAAAUAAAAAUAGGUUCUCUUACAGUGAAUUUUCUUACUAGCCACAAGACUGACAGGAAGACAGCAAAAAGCUGAGCAUUUAUCUGGUUCUUUGCUGAUUACAUUAGCCUGAAGCUUUAGAGAGAGGAGAGGAAAUUUAGAGUAAAGUAUCUGUUAUAUUGGAAAUCUGAAUAUUCAGUGUCCAAGCUUCAAAAUGUAAUAUAUUGCAUACUGAGAAAUGUUGAUAUGAUUUUAACAUGAUAAACAAGAAAAUCCCUGCAUACAAGAAAGUUGAACAAAAACUCUGCAAAGAACAAGGUUACUGUUUUGAAAAUUUUGGCAAAAAAUUCUAAAUUCACAGAAUUCAGCUGACUAAACAUUCUUGGGAACUGCUUUUUUAAUGAAUUCCUCUUAUCUUGCUAGCAAAAGUUAGACACAGAGAGAUCUGUAUCCUCUCUACAAGGAAAGUCUUUAGAUUAUUUCCUUCUCUCAUGAAUGUUCAGGAAAAUGAACAUAAUAGCUUUGAUUUUUUGAAAGAAAUUACUUAUUAUGGUCUCCUUUUUAAAAUAUUUUUUUAAAUAGAAAUCCUUAUUACAGCACCCUUAGGCUUCCUUUAAAACAUAAGUGGCAAAUGGUGGUCAGAUGUGCCAAAUAAUAUUAAAACCACUGGGAUGAGAGUUUGAUUAUGACUUACAUGAAGGUUUUUUCCAAAGUCCUACUUGGUGCCAGCAAUCCAUCCAAAAUUGUGUAGUUUAUAUUUUUUUAUGUUCUAUUGCAGUAUUCAGGAUUCAAGGUACAAUUUUUGUCCUGGGUAGCUCUGUUCUGGUGUUGGCCCUCUGAAACUUUACCAUCCUCAGCUGGGAUGAGGAAUGACAAGAGCAGCAACACUGUGGCUGUGAAUAUACUAAACCACUAGAAUAAAUAUCUCAAGAUACGUUAUCCAAGAUGUUUUUAUAAAAACUUUCUGCUUCAGUGAACAAAAUGUCAUGAAACCAAAGGCAACCUACUUGCUCUGUUAGCUCUUGCUGGAUUUUGAGCCCAGGACUUUCCCUGUGCUUAUAAGUUGCCGCUGUAUCCAGUGCUACAUGCAUAUUUGUAUGUGUAUGUAUAUGUGUAUAGAUACACAUGUACAUAUAUACAUACUAUAUACAUUUAUAUCUACACAUGUCUAGUUUUAUUACAAUAGACUAUAAGAACUGGUGGUUAACAUGAAAUGUUACCUUUUAACAAGCAGUUUCUAAAAUUGAAAAUAAUGUAUGUACAGGUUUUGAAAUUUGUAAAAUAUGACUGUUAAAAGGAGGCUAUUUAACUGAUGACAUUAAGAUACUUGAACAUUUUAUGCCUCACGUCUGUUUAUCAGUUCUAGUUAUCUGUAUAAAUGCAUUUUAGAACCGAUAGACAGUAAACUUGAAUUUACCUUUUGAUAAGAGUACAAGCCACUGUACAUUCAAAAAUUAUUUAAAUUUGCAAACACACUGUUCUAUAUGUAAGGUACUGUAUGUAAAACUGUUUAUUAAAACUAUUCUGCAUACUCUACAUUUUUCAUUUUUCUUCCUGAUCUUCAUACAAGUAUAAAAAAGCGAUUCUUAUAAUGUUCAGACUAUCAAAAAUCAAAAAAUCUUGGAAUGCCUUUUGAGGAUGCAUAAAAUUGAAAAAUGUGCCAAAGAUGGAUUAUCUGGGAAAGACUUUGCAACCAGUGCAUUGAACUUUCGUGGUAAAACCAUUAUUGAGAAAGAAAGCAGCAUGGCUGGUUCAUUGCUAAAAUAAACUUACCCUGACAUUUCCCGUCUGUCUAUCAUAUCUGAAGUGAGUUAUCACUCUUGAUGUCCAAAGCGAAAUGUAAACCCUUGUUACAGGGUGGUUGCUAUUUAAAAAGUCUUGCCACAUCAAGCUUGUAGGAGAUGUUACAGAGCUGCAUGGUAACAUGAAAGUUAAUUAUGGAAUCAUGAUUGGCAACUUCAUAAUGCAGAAAGAACACACAAGCUGAGGAGUUGUUGACAUUUUUAUAGCAACUGAUAAUAAAUAAAAUACUCUGUGUUAUAUAGUUGGAUGCUUAAAUAACUGCUUCAAACAAUAUGAAUAGUUGAGUGACCUACUUGCUUUUGGAUAUGUGAGACUUUUUUAUGUAUUAUUCACUUGCUGCAUAUCCUUGAAUGUGGUACUGUGUGUACUGUAUAAGAGAAGUGUAAAUCCAAAUUAAUUACUUUGAAACAAAGUGGAGUGUAUUUACAUAAUUUAUACAGCACACACUGUAGCAAUAUUAUGCAAUGUGCGUGCAUGCGUGUGAUGUAAUAUAAUUGUAAAUGUUACUGAAGGCGGAGGUGGACCGAGAGAUUCUAGGUGGAAGGGUGGAGGUUUCAUUCUUAGUGCAGAGAUGGAGGAAUGGUAUCCUGAAAAGGAAAUCUUAAGUUCAAAGUUAAAGUUGCCCUUGCAGCUUUAAGUUGUCUUCUGUUUGUAUAUGUAAAGGUCUCUAAAUUUACAUGAGUAUGUAAUUUUAUCCCUCAGGAUCCUGCCUUAUUCAGCAUCGACUGUGCUUACAAAAACAAAUAAUCUGUUCAGUAUUUUUUUAUCUUCAUCUCUUGUGUAGUCAUGUAUUAUAAAAAUUCCUGCAAGCAUUCAUAUCUUUUAAGAAAUACAAUCUCAGUGUCCUUAUGGACAGCGCUGUGAUACUUUGUGUGUUGCUUGAAUGCUUCACAAACUUGUCUGAAUUUGCUUUCUCAAAUUGUGACGUUAGUAUGUAGCGUGAGCCUUAGUUUUGGCCCCAGUUUCUUAAGUAUUCAAAGGUUUGGGAUGCUUUUGAAGUUUUUUCUUUAAACACUUACAAGUCAAGUGCCGUAAAAAUGCUAAGUGUUUUGCACAGAAUGUAACCUACAGUGGAUUGCUCGUGUGCCAGUCAAACCUGAUGUGAUCUGGCUCAUACCAGUAUUUCUUCUAGUUGGCCUUAUCGAGAGGAUCUUUUUCCUGUAGGCAUCAUUUUCCAUCUGUCUUCCUGCUUCCUUUGUAAAUAAGCCAGGGAUCUGUACACAGUCUAUUUGCAACAUCAUUUAUCAGGGUGUGAAUUUGUGCUGUAUGAUGAAAGAGGCAAACCCUCUCUGUGGAAGAAAUAGUAUAUGGUAAAAUUUUUAAAUUUGCAGCCUUCUUUUAACUUAGUGUAAGUUCUUAAUGCUAAUAUACAAAAGGAAAAUGUCAUUGUACAGAAGCCUCUUGUGAUUUCACAGGGCUAAAUGUCAAACUUGUGGAGCCUUUAAAUGCCCAGCUUCUUCUCUGAGGCUUGUUUUGUUCAUGGAGGUAUCAGGGUGAUUCAUUUCAAAGCCUCCUCCUUUCUGUGACCAUACUCUAGGCAUCUACAUCGGGAAUUCUGCAUUUUCAGUUGCAGUGAUGGCAGUAGGACAUCAGUACUGCAGUCAUAAAUGAAAUGUUGCCUUAGUGAUGUGAUCAGAUAUCACAUGUUGAGGUUGCCUAUGUUUCAGUUGCAAAAUGGAGGUACUUCAAGUCAUAUGGCAGGGAAUGAGUUGGAAGAUGCUUCCUGCUAACCAUUUUCUUGGGUAUCUGUAGGCUGAACAGUGCCCAUAUUGCAGAUAUUCUGGCCUUAGAUGCAUAGAUCUUUGUUCGGCUAAUUUGCAGUGGUAGAAGCCUGUCUUCCUCUUUAAAAUAGGUGAAGAAGAUGGGUUGCAAUUUUCUGAUAGAUAUAACAUACUUGCUGUGUGGCAAAAAAUUGAAACUACUCUUCCAUGGCUGCAGUCCUCUUGUAUGGCUGACAUCCACCUGUCUCUUAGUUUUGUCUCUGAGCUUCUACAUGUGCUCCUCAUCUGUUUGUUCUGCAGCUUGCAUCUGUUUCUUCUUUUGUUUUUCUGCUUUCUACACUGGCUUCUCCUCUGAUGCCUGGAGGGUUUCAUUCCUCUGUUCUUAUGCCCAGUUCUUUCUGGCUGCUGUGGGAAGCAGUCGUGGGGACAGGUCUCCUCUGCUCUGUCCUGAUUCCAGUGUGACCUGUGAGCUGUGUACGGUUGGAGUGUGUGCACCAUGGUAAAAAUUUUCAGAUGUUUUUGCUGCCUUCCUUUAGUAAAGCUUUUCUGAUGUUGCGCAGGUGGUGAUCCUCUGCUCCCAUCUGGCUUCUAACUUAAGACUUGAAUGAAUGUUGCAGCAAAACCCCUUUGCCACAGUUGGGCUCCAGCACUUCUCACCAAACUGAAGGCUGGGAUGUAAAGGAGCUGCUUGAGCAUCACCGUAAAAUUGUAAAAGUAUUUUGAUGCUUGCAAACCAGAAUAUUUUUCCUUUGUAUAUGAAGAGAAAUAGCAACUAUUUUUAUUCACUGAAACUUUUAAAGACUCAAAACAGAUCCUAAACUGAACUGAAGCUUAAUGUAAAAAUAAGCAACAGAAGUAGGGGGUGGGAAGCACUCUGCAAACAGGGGCUUCAUAGCAAGAAGUGUGCAAUCAGGCCAUCUUGACUACCUUGUACUGUUCAAAGUUAUAGUGGAGUGCUGAUGUGUAAAGGGGGUGCAUGCAAUGAUGCCAUUCCUUUACAAAUGGCACCCAUCUUUGUUGUGCUGGUUUAGAACACUGGAACUGUAGGUUCUCUCUCUACUGCUUAGAAGCAUUACAGUACAUGCACCUUAAUUUUGGAGUGCUUAUUAAGGUCAGCGGCUUAAUCACUUUCGAAAUGCCCAUUGCUAUUCUCACAUUUUAUUAGCUGACACUUUUUUUCUGUUGUACUGAGUCCAUGUGGCUUUAGGUGAUAAUUUUACAGAGGACGUUUGAAAAUACUUCAGUAAUGGUUUUUAUUAUACUAUGUUAUGUCCUGGGCACUGGGUGUGGGGGUCUGUCUUUAGCAAUAAGUAUUAUACACUAUGUGUAUAUCUGUUUAUAUAUAGAAAACAAAUAUGGAGCAUGUAAUGAUGGUGAAAAUACACUGCACAGAGAGCAGAUUGUGCAUUUGGCAGCCAUUCUGCUCCAGCCUGAAUAACUCAAAUAAAAAAUUGGAGACCACAUGGAAAGAAUGAACUAGCGUGAAAAAUCAUUCAGGAGUGAAUUUCCUUUUCCAUACACGCUGGACCUAUGUGUAAGCGGUCGAUGAGCCAGCCUUAUUCUAUGGAUUGAAUAACUAAAGCUAGUUCAAUUGCUGUUCACUUCGAACAGCAGCCUUCCUUUCUUUAAAGCUGGCCAGAGUCACCUCAGUUCGGCUGUAGCCACGUGUGUCAGUGUAUUGUCACUAAACACUCUGAGAGAGGCAGCAGUGCACUAUAUAAAUCUUCUGUGAGAGAAGCAAAAUACUUUCUUCUGUGAUUUGUUUUUUUAUAAUAGCAAUAAUGUUGACUGCAUUCUAAUACUCACAAUAAAGGUCUGUUGAGAUUACGUGCCUGGGCUCCCAUUCAGUGGCCUUUUGUUUUGGUGAGUUAGUGUUUAUAUAUGUUUUAAAGCAUUAGGGAAUCUUCAGCUGCAUUUUUAGCCUGUAGUCAGUGUUACAUGCAGUCAUUGAUACCUAUUUAUCUGUACACAUUGCAAAGCUUUAAGGUAUCUUCAGUUGUACUUUAGUCUGUAGGCAAAUUAUGCAGUCAGUAAAUUAUUUACAGUACUGUAUUACUUAUUGUGGCAAAGUAAUUAGAAGAUUCUUCUGUUCCUGAACUGCCUUGGUGUUUAACAAUUGCAGUGUUUGAGUUUUGCAAUGCACUUGGUACUUAAAAGACAGUAUAUUUCAACAACAUGUUUACAGUGAUGGCAACUCUUCUUUGGGCAGAUGUCUGCCUUCUAAGGGUGUUUCUAAUUUUGUGCCUUUGUACAACAUCCUUACAAAAUAACUUCAGUUUCCUUGUAGUGAUUUAUUUUAAUAUUGCCUACAAGCUGUUGUUCAGGACUACUGUAGUAGAAAACAAAUAAGCAAACAGUUGCUAAGAAAGUUCUAGACAUCUUGUGGACCAGGACAUAAAUGAUAAGUAGCAGAUGAAUGAAACUGACCAGAAUCUCAGUGAGUUACUAAUACAGAGAAAUGGUUCUGUUUUUCACAGCAGAAAUAGAUAUGAUCGUAAACGUAACAAAUUUCAGAAUUGUACUUGUGAAGCAUGUUUUAAUCAUUAUUUGAAGAGACGGUCUCAAAGCAGUCUCAAAUUUAAGAUACAGGACCAAAUUCAGAUCUUGGAGUAAUCCACUGAAAGACUUUUUCUACUUAGCAGACUCAUUAAAGAGUUUUCCUGAGUCAGACCAAACAUCUAGCCAGCCCAGUGUCUUCAGUAGAAAUAGUGUCAGCAUCUGUACAAAAGGUCUGUACAAAUCGGUCUUUCCCUUAAUGUAUCUUUCACUUCUGGUAAACUGAAGUUUCCUUUAGCAUAUCUUUAUGAAGACCAUCAGUUCUAUCAAUCACCUACAGAUCUGUGCUCCAUGAGUUUAAUCCGUCUUUUUUUCAUGAAUGUCUCUCCACAAUAUCAGGUGGCAUUCCGAGUUCCACAGCUUUGUUGUGGGUUAGAAGGAGUUGUGUUUGUCCUUGAGCUUGCUUUCUGACUCCAUUGGCUGCACACUGCUGCCUUCAGUUCAGCGAAGGUUAAGUAUUGCCUUAUUGACAAGACCAAAAGUAGUUUUAUCUACCAGCACCAGAAGUUUGGCACCCUGUUGCUGUCCUUGUGUGACUGGUGGUGCCUUUUCUCACUACAUUAGCUUGCUUUUGACAAACAUUGAAUCAAUUUGGUGCACAAAUCUAUCCAUCACGGCACUGCGGGUUGCAGACCUGAUUGCGACUUGGGGUUUCAGAGCAAUCUGCAUCCCAGAUGUCAUGAGAAUCAAAUAAAUAUUUUUCUACCUUGCUUCACUGUGGUACUAUUAGAGGAAAACUGUGUUAUCUCCAAUGGAUAAGUAUGAAAAAAAGCCAUUUUGCCUGUCCUAGAAAUGGUUCAUUUCUGCAGGGACAAAGGCAAAGUAAAAUGUUCUUAUAUGGGCUUCUUGAUGUUCUUUUGACAUCAAAGGCACUUUUCCAGCCAGUAAACUAUAAUACAAAAAACUAAGAAGCUCUCUGCCCACUUUUCUAAUCCAGCCAAAUUUAGUGUAGAAGUUAUUGGAACUUCCCCAUGAUUCUUUCACUAUGAAGAAUGUGUCAGGCAUGAAGUGACUGAAACUUAUAUUAGAUAGUGGGGCUAUGCUUUUUUCCUUGUCAUCAUUUAAUGUUGCAUCACAUGAGGACUUUUUAAAACUUAGAGAUGAUAGAGAUAAGUGCUUCACAAGGUCUUGCUAUUGCUAUCUGUGCCAAAAUCAUGUGAAGAUUGAGACAAAUGUCUCAUGUUUGGGAAGAAAUGUACCAAAUGUAAAACAGUUCUCUUCUAUCUGUAAGUGUAAUAGGUUACUGACAAAUGAUGUUAUUCUGUGUUUUUACAUAGUUUUCUUAAAAUGUGUAAGAGGAUUGUCCAAUAUUGGUGACUUAUUUAACACAGAAAAGCAGUUUAUUAUUUAAAAAUAUAUUAACUAAUUGAUAUGGACGUAAUUUGACAAUGGUUCUUCAGAUUUUUGCUUCUAAUUUGCUGCUUCAUUCAGGAGGCUUAAGUUAACUUUAUAAACUAAGGUUGAUUUCUCAGGCUCAAGUUUUAUUUGGGCGAGAGCAACUUUUCUGUGGGUAUAGAUGUUUAUGUAUUCAUAUACAGGAAUCAUUUACCCUUGGGCUUUCCAAUAUGUAAAAAUUGCAGUUGCACAAACUGUCUUUUCUGCUAAGAAAGUGUAUGCAAAAACUGGAACAAUGAAUAAAUGGUCUGCUUCUCCCUUGA